Diatraea saccharalis (sugarcane borer) is the source of this 933-nucleotide messenger RNA. The record is from the annotation of a GenBank genome assembly. Lineage: Eukaryota; Metazoa; Arthropoda; Insecta; Lepidoptera; Crambidae.
AUGACUUCCACUAUCCCCGACGAUAGAAACGAAGAAAGACGACGCAGGGUGCUACUCGGUCCUCUUCCUGCUGGCUUUCUACGUGCAGAUGGAACCACAGAAAAUGUAGAUGCAGAUUAUCAGGCUGCACUUGCUUUGCAACAGCAACUGAGCGGAUCAGCUAUGCCGCCGGCUGGUCCACCUCUCACAGCUAGAUUGAGUAUAACAAUUGUUCAGGCGAAACUCGUCAAAAAUUAUGGCCUUACACGCAUGGAUCCGUAUGUACGCCUGCGCGUUGGUCACUGCAUCUACGAAACCCACACUGAUCCCAGCGGAGGCAAGACACCCAGAUGGAACAAAGUAAUCCAUUGCCUCCUCCCUCCUGGCGUAAACUCUGUUUACUUGGAAAUAUUUGAUGAAUGCUCCUUCACGAUGGAUGAGCUCAUAGCCUGGGCUCAUAUCACUAUACCACCUGCAGUACUUAAUGGGGAGACCCAUGAAGACUGGUAUCCUUUGAAUGGUAAACAAGGUGAUGGUGCCGAGGGAAUGAUCAAUCUUGUACUCAGCUACUCGAAAAAAUACAGAUUUCGUCCAAAAUCAAACACUUUGGCAGCAGCUAUUGAUUUAGUAAGGGGUUUGAAAAAUAAAAUAGACCAGAAACAGGUGGGUCCGGCGGCGGUGAGCACGUUCCCACCUGUACUAGUGGUGCCGAGCACCGGUAUGGGUUACGCGGCGAUGCCGAUGUACCCGCACGUGGCCCAGCCUCCCCACCACGCGCCCGCCCCCCCGCAGCCGAUGCCGCAGCCACAGCACCAACCGGUCACACCUGAACAGCUGCAGCAGAUCGAAGAAAUGUUCCCGAGCAUCGACAAAGAAGUUAUAAAAUCAGUUCUGGAAGCGAACCGCGGUAACAAAGAUGCCACCAUCAACUCCCUGCUGCAAAUGUCAGAAUAG